Penicillium mononematosum is the source of this 1281-nucleotide messenger RNA. RefSeq names its product CCDC47 family protein. The record is from RefSeq and is a predicted model, not a curated record. Bases 1 to 1281 code for a protein of 426 amino acids. Gene Ontology annotation, molecular function: calcium ion binding. Gene Ontology annotation, cellular component: endoplasmic reticulum. Gene Ontology annotation, biological process: endoplasmic reticulum calcium ion homeostasis. The transcript is spliced from 3 exons. NCBI's taxonomy places the organism in Eukaryota, Fungi, Ascomycota, Eurotiomycetes, Eurotiales, Aspergillaceae.
AUGUCUGGCAUGCUCAAGAAUAUCUUUGGCGGCGCCGAGUCCGGUGCGGUCAAGCCCGACGAUGAAUUUGCGGACUUUGUUGAGGCUUCUCAACCCUCUCCUGCCUCUGUUUUCAGUUCGUCGCCGACGCUAGCUGCUUCGCCGAACAAUGGAGCUACCGUUCCCUACACGGCAUGGUACCGGGUGUGGGAGCGGACUUCGCCCAAGGAUUUUAUGCAGGAAGCGAUGGUCCUGCCCUUUAUUAUCCUGAUUGUCGUUUUCCAUCUGUGGGGUACGCGGAAGAACAGACGUAAGGCGAAGGAAUGGGCUAAGGCCCACGCGACUGCCCUCCAGAACGAAUUCGCCGUGGUCGGAUUUGGUGGCCUUCAGGGGACUGCGACUCCGGAUAGCCUGCUUAAGGAGAAGUCUCUUCAGGAAUUCGUCUCUUACGCUACGGGUCGGCAGAAUGUUGCCUUUGUUGAUAUUUCGGUUAAGUUGCCUAAACGGUACAACCCGGUGACCUACUGGAUGGACUAUGCGCUUAGCUUCCUCUGGGAGAGCUGGGCUGCUCCUACUGAGAAGGUCGAAGCUACUUUGUAUGCGUUCGAUGGCAAGGAGAAGGACCUGGUUCCCGUUCCCUCUAAGGAUUCGUCCGCUUUAAAGGUUAAUAACUCGACUUAUGAUGGAUUUAUCUGGGCUAUUGUGCACAAAAGUUGUAUGCGGAAGGUCCGUCAGGACCGCUACGAUGCUUCGAUCACUUUCACAAAGGAUCACGCUAAGUUGCCUCCCUGGGUGACUGUGAUGACGGAGAGCGCUGAGAUUACUGAUGCGCUUCUCACUCCCGAGUUGAUUAAGGCCAUUGAGCAGGCCGGCCAUGAGUUUGAGUACUUGAUUGUUACUGACCAGCCGACUGAUAAGCCGUUGAAGAUCGAGGAAACCACCCCUAGGAAGCGUAUCAGCCUUUCGAUGCACAUUCCCUCCGCAUCUGAUGCCUACGCUAGUACUCUGCCUCUCUUCCAGCAAUUCCUCGGUUUCGCAGACAAGCUCGUUGCGUCUGCGCACUUCCGUGCUGAGGUGAUGCGCAAGGUCCGGAACGUUCGCGAGGCCGAAAUAAAGAAGCUCCGCCGUGCCGAUGAAGAAGAGAAGGCUGAGGAACGCAAGCUCGCUGCUGAGAAGCUGAAGAAGGAAGAGCGGGAGCGUAUCCUCCGUGGUAUGACUGCAGACGAGCAACGCAAGUACCUCGAUCGCGAGAAGGAGAAGGAGAACAGACGUUCCACGAAGAAGGCCACUCGGAGGGCUUAG